Messenger RNA from Mustela erminea (ermine), 2286 nucleotides. RefSeq names its product recoverin (gene RCVRN). The transcript has 3 exons. Gene Ontology annotation, molecular function: calcium ion binding. The record is from RefSeq and is a predicted model, not a curated record. The coding region runs from base 1396 to 2004 and encodes 202 amino acids. NCBI's taxonomy places the organism in Eukaryota, Metazoa, Chordata, Mammalia, Carnivora, Mustelidae.
UGAGUGUGGCGACAGUCCUUUUUCAACUGUUCUUGAGAUUAAAGACUUCGCUACAGGAUACUGAAAGUCUAUAAAAAAAAAAAAAAAAAGAAAGGUCUUUUAUUAAGAAAUGAUACGCUCUCACAAACUGAUGGGAAAAAAAAGGAAGUACACACAGACACUGAAACACACACAUACACACGCACACCCCUAGCAUUAAGGCCUCCUGAGAAAUCCUCUGGAGCCACAGGGGUCAGGACUGAAAAGUCUAGAACCACUGGGCUAUACUCCCGAAUGACCACACUCAACGGCUUUGAACAUGGGCAGCCCCUUCCGUUAGGUGCCUCAGGCCUCACCACUCCCCAUUGACCCUGAUUCACCUGCUUCACUCAUCACUUCACCUGCCGACCCCCCGCGGGCCCUUUAGGUUUUCAUUUCUGUCCCAGAUGAACAAUACCAACAACUACCAUGUCUUUAGCACCGACCUUGUGCCCGGUUCUGUUCUAAGUGCGUUGUACGUAUUAGUUCAGUUUAGCCUCAACGUGACAGUGAGGGACAAACUAUUAUUAUGCCUGUUCAGUCAAAGAAUAUUCACACGGGGGUUCCCAUUCUGCCACUGCUGCUGGCAGUGGAGAUGCCGCUGGGAACGGAACAGACAGAUUCCCUGCCUUCUUGGAGAUUUUGUUGGGAUGUGGACAUGCACAGCACACAGGUAAUUCAAAGAGAGUCAGAAGGUGUACCUGAGAGGAAGAAAAAUCAAGCGGGGUUGGGAGGUGCGGAUGGUUGGGGAUGGGGGUGUGCCGUUGUAAAUGGAGUGGUCAAUCCAGGCCUUGCCGAGAAGGUGACAUUUGAGGAGGCUGAAGGAUUAGGAGAGCAUUCUAGGCAGAGAGAGGGUAAGAAACACACCUAGGGGGCACACAGCCAGCAAGCAGCAAAGCUGGGACUGGAACCCGGGCUGGGUCCAGAGCCUGGCUUUGAACAACUACAGUAUAGAGCUCAGUUCUUGCCCAUGGGAGCCUCAGACUUUGGGGGGGAAGACAGGCUCUGAGCAGCGUGGUUCCCGGAGAGCUGGAGUAAGGGAGAAGGGACGGACACAGGGUAACAGGGAGGGCCAAGGCUUUGGCUCUGAAACUUCUGACCUCCUGUCCUGUCCUCCCCGAAGGCCAAGAUGGAUUGGCCCCCCUGCUGUCAGCACUUUCUUUUAAUCUCAGUGAGGGGGUUCUUGGAGCCGCCCCCCCACCACCCUGGCCCCUCCUCCCUCCAAGUACAGGGGUGAAGCGGCCACAAAUCCUCUAAUCCGCCAGCACCUCGGCGACCGUCUCCAGCAGCAGCCGGCCCUCGGCGGCCGGGAGACCACGUCCCUCCCACCCGCCGGCCCAGCCACCGCUGCCCGGCCGGUCCUGCGCGGCCUCACCCAUGGGGAACAGCAAGAGUGGGGCCCUGUCCAAGGAGAUCCUGGAGGAGCUGCAGCUGAACACCAAGUUCACAGAGGAGGAGCUGAGCUCCUGGUACCAGUCCUUCCUGAAGGAGUGCCCCAGCGGCCGCAUCACGCGGCAGGAGUUCCAGAAGAUCUACGCCAAGUUCUUCCCCGAGGCCGACCCCAAGGCCUAUGCCCAACAUGUGUUCCGGAGCUUCGACGCCAACAGCGACGGCACCCUGGACUUCAAGGAGUACGUCAUCGCCCUGCACAUGACCUCGGCGGGCAAGACCAACCAGAAGCUCGAGUGGGCCUUCUCCCUCUACGACGUGGACGGCAACGGGGCCAUCAGCAAGGGCGAAGUGCUGGAGAUCGUCAUGGCUAUUUUCAAAAUGAUCAAUCCUGAGGACGUGAAGCACCUCCCGGAAGAUGAAAACACGCCAGAGAAGCGAGCCGACAAGAUCUGGGGGUUCUUCGGAAAGAAAGAUGAUGAUAAACUUACAGAGGAAGAGUUCAUCGAGGGGACCAUGGCCAACAAGGAAAUUCUGCGACUGAUCCAAUUUGAGCCUCAAAAAGUGAAGGAAAAAUUGAAGGAGAAGAAAACCUGAUGCCCACUGCUCGGCCCCGCCCCCACCCCUCCCCCGGCGCAGAAACCCCGGUGAGCAUGUGAGCACGCCCCAGGGGCCAAGGGGGCUUCCUAAACCUUAGCGUCCCUCCUAUUUUAUCCCACCACCUCCUCUCCCCUGCCCUCGGCCCAGUCCUCCAUGAUAAUCCCAGGAUUAGGUCACAGGAGUCCUCAGUAUCACCCCCGUGUAAGCUCCUUUUGUGGGUUGCUGGGUAAGCAGUUUCCAAUAAAUGCGAGAGGAGCUGGGCACCCAGCUGACCGGUCA